UUCUCAGUCUCACUCGCAGUCGCAGUCGCAGUACCAGGCCAGCAUAUCGAGAGAACAAUAAUACGUAUUUUUCAGUACCAUACUCGUAGCGCGAGUCCAACUUCCCAGCCGAUUGGGUGCAAAUUAAAACAACGCAUUUUCCAUUCCCGAAUCUAGUGCUUGUGUGUUUAUAAUUUGUGAAAAUUUGUGUGUACCGCUUGAAGGGUAAAACCGCUUACGAAACGAGAUCGUGUGCAAACAAAAGAAGCAACUAAAUAACUAAAAAAAAAAGGACGGUGCCAGGCUAAUAUUACAGAUAUUUUUUUUGGCACGCAACAACAACAAUAAUUGUCUGGACCCAGCAACUAGAAAAUUCGUACACAUCGAUCAGCUUUUGCCACCGCUCGGCGAGACAAGCAGCUAUAACUACAGAUACAGAUACAGAUAGAGAUAGAGACAGAGAUCGCCUGGUGCCUCGAAACGCUCGUCAUCAAGAGUCGAGCAAACGAAAAAUCAAGUCAAAUAUAUUGAAGAACAUUUUAGAAACUUUUUCAAGCAACCGUAAAGAGAGCUCUGCGCUUUAGCAUACAAUGGCCCAACCACAAUUGCUGCAAAUCAAAUUAUCACGUUUCGAUGCCCAACCCUGGGGUUUUCGCUUGCAGGGCGGUGUGGAUUUUGCCCAGCCCUUGCUAGUGCAAAAGGUCAAUGCGGGCAGCUUGUCUGAGCAGGCUGGCCUGCAGCCGGGCGAUGCAGUCAUCAAGAUCAAUGACGUUGAUGUCUUCAAUUUCCGGCACAAGGAUGCACAGGACAUAGUUGUGCGCUCGGGUAAUAACUUUGUCAUUACAGUGCAGCGCGGCGGGUCGACUUGGCGCCCCCACGUGCAACCCACCGGCAAUCUGCCGCAACCGAACUCCCCAUAUUUGCAGACAGUGACGAAAACUUCUCUGGCUCACCAACAACAGGAUAGCCAACAUAUUGGCUGUGGCUACAACAACUCGGCGCGUCCAUUUACCAACGGCGGCGAUGGCGGCGUGAAGAGCAUUGUCAAUAAUCAAUACAACACCCCCGUUGGCAUUUACAGCGAUGAAUCUAUUGCGGAAACACUUUCGGCCCAGGCGGAGGUUUUGGCCGGUGGUGUGUUGGGCGUGAACUUCAAGAAAAACGAAAAGGAAUACCAGCCCGAUCGUUCGGAGGUGUUGAAGUUCUUGCGCGAGGAGGAGACUGGCCAAUCGACUCCAGCAUUCAACAAUUAUCAACAAGAUACACAGCAGCAACAAUAUCAGCAGCAACAACACCAGCAACAACACCAGCAACAACACCAGCAUCAACAUCAACACCAACAUUAUCAGCAACAACAGCAAUACCAACAACCACAACCACAACAACAACAAUCAAGCACGCGACAUGUUAGCGCGCCCGUAAAUACCCCCAAGCCCCCAAGCACUGGCGGACUACCAACUGGUCAAAACAUUUGCACUGAGUGCGAACGCCUCAUUACUGGCGUGUUUGUGCGCAUCAAGGACAAGAACCUGCAUGUCGAGUGCUUCAAGUGCGCCACUUGUGGAACCUCCUUGAAGAACCAGGGCUACUAUAACUUCAACAACAAGCUGUAUUGCGAUAUCCACGCCAGACAGGCAGCGCAGAACAAUCCACCACCUGGCACCGACGGCUAUGUGCCUGUGCCCAUUAAACCGAACACCAAGCUGAGCGCCAACACCAUUUCAUCGGCCUUGAAUGCUCAUGGCUAUGGCAGUAACGGAUAUGCUAAUGGCAGCUCGACGCCAACACCAGCGCCGCAAUCGCCUGAGCAUAGCAAUGAGCUGCCCCUGCCACCGCCCCCCUCACCCACACAGCUGCUGCAAUACGAGACCGAGUAUCAGCUGAUGGAGGACGCACAGAUGCCACAGCAUCAUCAGAAACAACAACAACAACAACACCAACAGCAACAGGCUCAGGCCUUGAACAAACACACACGCACAAACAGCAGCCUCUCAUCAAUUUCGAGCGGCUCGAACACAUCGUCGUCUGGCGUGGGCGGCAGCGGUAGUGGUGUGGGCUCCAUUGAGGUCGGACAGCACAGUCUGGCCGCCUCCAGUGCAUCCACACUGUCGCUGGAUCUCUAUGGUGGCUCGCCCAUGCAUUCGCGUCAAACGUCAGCGUCGUCAACAUCGCUGGAUGUGGCGACCGUUCUGCCGGGACCUGGCGAUAAUUACGUGGCUGUGUCAACAACGCCACCACCACCACCGCCGCCACCACCCAUGGCAAUGCCAAUGUCAGCCAAACAACAGCAACAACAACAACUGCAACACGUGGCUCGGCGGCAGCAACAGCCACAGCUACCACUACAGAAUGAGAAUGACAUGAACACGCAAAACAAGAACCAUAAUGCGUAUAAUAAAUUGCUUAAAGAGUAUUCCAAUAAGCUGCAGCAGCAGUCCACUUUACAGAGCACACACACGCACACAGACACAGACACAGACACUCCCGCCAACAUAAACCUGACACAGAAUAGCAAUGGCAUCAACAACAACAACAACAACAUCAUUAUCGCAAAUAGCAAGAACAAUACGGCGAAGCCAUUCGCAGCUACAUUGGCCGCACACCCACAGCAGACGCACGUGGCUGCGCUGUCGGCAACUCUUGCUAAUCAAUUGAAAUUUAAUUCACAUCAGGUUGCAAAUCCCCUAGCAACGACAAUAACAACAGCAACUACAAAAUCCGCAGCGACAGCAGCGGCGACAGCAGCAGCAACAGUCGUUAAUACAAACAAGAGCAGUACAAGCAACAGCAAUAUGUCAGCAUUGGCCAACGUGGCGGAUGAGCAAUCAAUUUAUGGCCAAAUCAAUACCAGUGCGCCGCUUGCUGCGCCACCCACAGCUCAGUCAACAGUGACUGGAAUUUCGACGGCUGGUGGUGCUAGCUCUAGCGACCAGCCCUUUGAAUAUGUCACCUUGACUGGGAAUGUGAUUCGCAGCGUGCAGCCGCCUGGCAAGGGUGCAAACCUCAACUACAGGGUCAAUCAGGGCUAUGCACGUCCCUAUGGUGCCGCUGGUGGUCCACCAGCUGGUGCGCCCAAGUCGCCAGUCUCGUAUCCACCGCAACAGCAGCAGCAAUCGCCGCGCCCAGCAGCCGGCAAUCCCUAUGCCACCUUGCCGAGAACCAAUGUUGGCCAACAAGGUCGCAAUGUACAAAGUUACAACAUCAGCAACAACACCAGACAACAACAACAACAACAGCAACACCAAUACCAACAGCAUCAGCAGCAACAACAACAAAAACAGCAAUAUAGAAAUUCAUACCCUAGUGGAGCAAACAAUAAAUAUUCUACUCUGCCCAAUUAUCAUACUCAGUCCUAUAACAACAACAGCAACAAUAGCUACAGCACCAGCACCAACAACAAUAAUAUUUAUAAUCGAGAAUCUGAGCAGGAGGAGCUGCAACCAGAAUUUGCAGAGGAAUGUUACGAGGAGGAUAUUGAAGUGGCCCUGGCAGCUAGUCGUCAGUCGCAAUGCCGCUCGAGUUUCGCUUGGCCACCUCCGAAGGACGAGAGCCAUGAUGCGCCCACAGCGGCCCCGCUUUACAUUGCACCACCGGAAACGCAGCAUGUUGUGGUUUCGCGUCCGGUGCAGCAGGUACCACCGUUGCCACCGGGAAGUGCUACUACGCGCCUCGAUCCGCAGCCAUCAGCGCCGGGGGGGCCACAAUGGCAAAGCUACUCGGCGCCUCAGUUGGGCGGUCCGGUGCAGGUGGAACCUCCAGCCAUCGAGCAGGAGUCGAGCUCAGAUAGCUAUACUUCGACGUCGACAACGACGACUACCACAUCCGAGGAGUACCAGCGUAUGUAUGCUGCCCAAGUGCAGGCCUAUCAGCUACAGCAGGCCUACGAACAAUCGGGUUCCGAGUUCGAUUAUCAGCUGGACUACGGCAGCUCCCAGGACGUGCACGAGAGCGCCUCUGGCAGGCGCAGUGCACAAGAAUGCGUAGAUUCGUUGUCUGCGCCUCUUAGCACUUACAAGCUAAUCGAUAUGGUACGGGAGGUCACUCCAAGUCCAGUGCCGACCCCGGCUCCAGCUCCCUCCACUACAGCACCACGUCACGUGGUAUUUAACGAAGAACCCGAGAUUAAGGAACUGCCAAAGCUACCCACUGAGUUGGAAACCAUACCCGAAUCCAUUGAGUGGUCCGAGAAUUCAGAAGCAACGGAACAAAUUCAAGGUGAAAUUGAAGAUCAGGAGGGCCUGAUUAUUGAUAGGCGCUGCCAAAUACUCGAGAGUCAGCGCAUGUUUCAGCCCACCCCAGAAAUAAAGUUUGACAUUGCGCCAGUUCGUCAAAUACCACCCACCAAAAUACCGAAUCCCAUGCCCAAAGAGUGGAUAAAUCCCAUGAUUCGAGUGCUGACCACCGCUCCGGAUGUGCCUUUCCAUCUUGUCGAGUGUCCGUUUCCGAAGCCAUGUGAUGAUAAUUUUGAGGCCGAGGCAGCGGAAGCAGCAGAAGCGGAGGCAAAGGCACAAGUAGCUUCUAGAAGGUCAACUUUAUCUGCUGCACCACCCACGGUAGACUCAACUAGCCAGUUAGGUUCGGCGCCUGAUGUGCUGCGUGAGUCGCCCCCGUCCGGUAGUCGCCUCACGAAGGCUAUGGUAACGGCACCCGAAUUCGAGAUGCGCUUUGCUCCUCCAGCCGCACAGGGCGUGCCCUUGCCCGAGGAAACGGAACCUUACAUGCCGCCACCCAUUGAUAUGAAACCGUACCUUCGCGAGGACUACCGACCCAAGUCGCCUUUCGUCAGCGCACUGACCAUAGCGCCAGACGUACCCUUCGAGGGGCACUUUGAUCGUGAUGUCCCUAUCCACCUCAUUGACUUACCCACUCCCAAGGAGCACUUAAGUAUGUGCGAUGCCUUGUGCACAGCUCCAGAUCGUGGAUAUACUCCACUGAAUCCCGAAAAUGCAACACAACGGUUGGAUGAGGAACAGCGGGAAAAAGAAAAGAAAAAAUAUGAGUUUCAGGUUCUUGAUCACGAGGAAGAGUUGGGAAUAAAACCACUGUGCGAGCCACCAGAGUCAGUUGAAUAUUUUACGACCGAAAAGCGGCGGGACUCGCAACGAAAAUCAUCGGCAUUCGCGGCCAUGCAAGCAUUCCAGCCAUCGCGUGAGCCACUAUCGUCUGCUGGUACUAAUGGCAAUGGUCCCACCACCACACCACGUGCCUCUAUAAUAUCUCUGAGUAAAGAGCAGACUGACCUUGAGUUUCAGAAAUAUUGUAAGGCGCAAGAAAGAAAUCAGAAGCGACUUGACUAUUUCCAUAAGAAAGAAGAGGAGCUGCAGCAGCAGCUGUUGCAACAUCAGCCACAACAACAACCACAGCAACAACAACCACAGCAACAACAGCCACAGCAACAACAGCCACAGCAACAACAACCACAGCAACAGCAACCACAGCAAAAACAACCACAGCAACAACAACCACCCCAGCAACAACCACAACCACUGAUACUCACGACCACUAAUACACGCCAGGCGACUGCAACCUCGUUAGCUUCCCAAUGCAAUACCAAUGCAACAGCUUCCUCUAACUCCUCUUCCACAGUCCACCAAUCGUCCAACAACAACAACAACAACAUCAACACGUCCACCUCCUCUAGCACGCCCUCAGCUUACAUCGCUACUGCAACUCAGGCCACCAACAGCUUCCUUUCUGCCGCUUCUGCUACUGGCUCCACAUCUGUAAAUACUGUACAUACCGCCACCAAAAUCGAUGCUCACCAACUAAUCGAAGAAACUGCCGAAGAGCUCGAACACUCCGAGGUACUCUUUCCGCCACCAUCCCCACUUAGCCACUUGAAAGGCAAGACCGUACAGUCUGGCUUGCAUAAGGCGGACACUAUACCAAAAUAUCAGCGCAAUUGGACAUCCCUGCCUACGCAGAGCCCCAUACGCACACCCGAACCACAAGAGCUGCGCGACAAUGUGCCACUAGCUUUUGUAGAUGCACCAAAGGUUGCUGAUGGCACUGGCAAUAUCGGCAACCAAAAUAACACUGUACAUAGACCCAUUGCACAGGUGUCUAAGCCCAAUGUACCAACCGUAGCUGCUGCGGCGCGCGGCUCCUUGGCCAGCGUAGACAGCGUCCAAAGCCAAUACAAGUUACAAGUGCCGCAGCAGCCUUCGGUUCCCAUUAUUAUAGAAGACCGUAGUGGUCCAGUAACCAUGGCUUUUCAAUCGCUAGAUGAAUAUGAACGACCCGACCAGUCGCAGACUCCUACGCGCCCCUUCACUCCUUCGCUGAUCAACAAGCCGGCUCCGAUCAUACCGUUCUACCAGACGCCGGAGAAACUCUGUUUCGACGAAUGUCCGGCCACUCAUGCGCGUGAAUAUGACCAACGCGCUGCUUCUCCGUUUCCGGAUCGCGCUCGUUCUCCAGCACCAGGGCCCCCACCCAAUCCAUUAUCUGCCAUUCGUGCACCUCGAAUGAAGGAACCAGAGUCUGCGCUGCUCACUCCUCCCCGUUUGCAGACGGGCUCAAUUACCACCGGUCAGAGUUAUCUUGGCGCUCAACAGCAACAGCAGCAGCAGGCUCAGAUAAUUUCCCACUCGCAGCUCAGUGCGCAGUCAGCUAGUCAGGAGUAUACGCAGCAGCCGGAGAUACUGACAGAGCGUAAGGUGGCAGACCUGACCAUACAACAGCGCGAGCAAUCCUCGCGUCUGCAGCAACAGCAGCAGUCUCAGAUGGCGAGCCAGACAAAGACACAGAUUGGAAAUACGCAAAUAGAGCGACGUCACAAGGUCGUGGAGGAGUUUGAGCGAACACAGAGUGCCAAGACCAUCGAGAUACGCACGGGCUCACAAUCGCAGACGCAGAUAAAGGCGCAGUCACAAUCGCAGUCACAGUCGCAGCUACAGUCGCAGUCACAAUUGAAAUCGCAAGCAAUAGUCCAAGCUCAAUCCGAGUCUACGGAACGACGUUCGUCAUAUGGCCGCACUGGCUAUGUGGCCGAUCAGGCAAGACGUCUCUCUGGCCUAGAGCAGGAGAUCAGCAAUUUGACUUCGCAAUCGCAGGCGAUCAGUGCGAGGGCUGCUACUUUGGGCAGCAGCUCGACAGGCUUUCCACGUUCCCCAACCUUUGACACCAAGUUCCCGAUUAAGCCGGAAACUUCAGCAUCUGAUAAAUUUGAAUCGACCUGCCCGGGCUAUGUGGCUGUUGCGCCACCUGUCAACAAACUAGUUGGCCCGCCUCCAGGCUUCAUUUUGCAACUCCAACAGCAGCAGAAAUCUGCCUUUACAGCUCAUGAGGCAACUGUGGUUGCUAAACAGCAGCAACAGCAGCAGCAACAGCAACAGGAGGAAAGCAACAGGAACAUAUUUUCGAGCAUUCCUAGGGUGAAUACGAAUGCUACCAAAUCAUUGCUCCAAUCAUCGUCCUUGACAUCGUCAUCAGCAUCAACGGCUCAAGCCAGUCUAACCAAAGCUUCUGCUAUUACUACCACCACUAAUAAUCGAGCUAGUGCUGCUAGCUCGGGCAGGCAGCCACAAUUGUCACAGUUGCCAAGUAGCAUUCAGCGUAAUGGCAAUAACAAAGCUGGCAAUGGCAAUAAUAAUGCUGGCUAUCGGCCAAACGCUUCCAUCGCAGGUGCCAAGCCUUCAACUACAAGUGUGACAGCAACAAACGCUUCUGCAGCGCCCGCAUCCGCGCCAGUCGCUUUUCCGCCCAACCUGAGCGACUUAAAUUCUAAUGUUGAUGGUUCCACAGGUGCUGGAGGUAAAGGUGGCGCCUUUGGUGCAACCUCGGCGCCCAAGCGCGGGCGCGGCAUUCUCAACAAGGCCGCCGCACCGGGAGUGCGCAUCCCACUGUGCAACAGUUGCAACGUGCAGAUCAGAGGACCCUUCAUCACGGCUUUGGGUCGCAUCUGGUGUCCGGAUCACUUCGUUUGCGUGAACGGCAACUGCCGCCGUCCAUUGCAGGACAUCGGCUUUGUUGAGGAGAAGGGCGAUCUGUAUUGCGAAUACUGCUUCGAGAAGUACUUGGCACCCACCUGCAGCAAGUGCGCUGGCAAGAUAAAGGGUGAUUGCUUGAAUGCCAUUGGCAAGCACUUCCAUCCUGAGUGCUUUACUUGCGGCCAGUGCGGCAAGGUCUUUGGUAACACACCGUUCUUCUUAGAGGAUGGUAAUGCAUACUGCGAGGCCGAUUGGAAUGAACUUUUUACUACCAAAUGCUUCGCUUGCGGCUUCCCUGUCGAGGCAGGAGAUAGAUGGGUGGAGGCUUUAAACCACAACUACCAUAGCCAAUGCUUCAACUGCACUUACUGCAAACAGAACUUGGAGGGCCAGAGCUUUUACAACAAAGGCGGCCGUCCCUUCUGCAAGAACCACGCGCGCUAAGUGCGCUCAUAAGGCACCCUUUACAACUCUCUCGAUUUCAGGGAUCACGCAUACUAACCAACUGGCAAACGGCAGAAGAAAGCAACUUCUGACAGCGCGUUCUCAACUUAACUUCAUAUGUAACGUAUAGCUUAUUAUUGCAAUUAUCAACGCUAAUAAUGCUUAAUCAUUAUUAUUUCUAUUUGUUUUAAAAUGUGCACACGAGCACGAAUGAAUGUUAUCCUAUUUUUAAAUGAGUAAACUAUCCGCAAGCAAGCAGAAACCGCAAACGAAACGAAUUCGAUAUAGCAAAUUAUCUUUUGUCCACCACAUAAGAAUAAAGAAACUAAUAAUUCAUGAGCACACACAUUGUCGAUGUUCGUAAGCCAUAUAUAUCUUAUAAUUUUACAAAUUUUAUUUAGUCCGAAAAAAGGACAGAAGCAAUUACGCGAGGUAUUUUCAGAACGGUGGCCAAUAAAUUAAAUAAAAUAAUUUGUACACAGUCAACAGUCAGUCGAGAACGACUUAACUUUAACUUCAAUUCAUAUGUCUUCAAAUUUUGUGUUGUAAACUAAAAUGAGAUUUGUAAAAAUUGGUUUUAAAUGGAAAAAGAAAUCAUAAGAAAAUAAAUUUUCGAAAUCUUUAUCGCGUUUAACUUGAA
Messenger RNA from Scaptodrosophila lebanonensis, 8994 nucleotides. RefSeq names its product PDZ and LIM domain protein Zasp (gene Zasp52). The transcript is spliced from 17 exons. Gene Ontology annotation, molecular function: muscle alpha-actinin binding; actin binding. Lineage: Eukaryota; Metazoa; Arthropoda; Insecta; Diptera; Drosophilidae. The record is from RefSeq and is a predicted model, not a curated record. Gene Ontology annotation, cellular component: filamentous actin; adherens junction; stress fiber. Gene Ontology annotation, biological process: actin cytoskeleton organization; muscle structure development. Bases 570 to 8354 code for a protein of 2594 amino acids.